Molecule: messenger RNA, 5177 nt
Organism: Liolophura sinensis
Lineage: Eukaryota; Metazoa; Mollusca; Polyplacophora; Chitonida; Chitonidae
Product: nuclear hormone receptor HR96-like
Exons: 4
Coding region: 1102-2373 (423 amino acids)
Biological process (GO): positive regulation of transcription by RNA polymerase II; cell differentiation; negative regulation of transcription by RNA polymerase II
Molecular function (GO): zinc ion binding; RNA polymerase II cis-regulatory region sequence-specific DNA binding; nuclear receptor activity
Source: RefSeq, a predicted model, not a curated record
UGUUUCUGUGUUGCAGGUAAAAUAUGUUGCUGUUAUGUUCAAGUUGUGUACAGCAUAUGCAUACAUUUAAGUAAACAGUUGCGCCGCAGUUAAUUUUAGGUUUUGCCUGAGACGAUGUGUAUCAGUUAUAAUAUGAACAUCAAAAUAACGAAAGUCAUGUGCCUAAUGGACAUAUAUGUAGAUGUGAAAAUGCGCUGGAGGUAAAAUAGAGGGGAAAAAAAGUGAAAUUAAUUUAGUUAAUCGGAGCCCAAAAGCUGCAUCCUGUCGCGAGGAUGUAGAUACACGGCCAGGCUGAGCAGGAUUAUAGUCUUCAUACUUUUUCCUGUAUGUAUAACAUGGUUGUAUGUGGGGAAGACUGAGCCAGCCCAAUUCCACAGGCUGCCCUGUACUCAGUGCUGCUUGAACCUUUUUAGGUCAGCCCAUUGGUGACGUGAUAAGAGGGGAGAUAGGAAAGUAAAGUUAUGCGGAAUAGCAAUAGAAACUUCUGGUCGGUCCCCAUUAAGUAUGAUUUGAUAUUAGAAAUUUGUCUGCAGCAACAGAUGUAAAUUUAGGAUCAUGAUUACAUUUGUCUGAUACUCAGUCUUGUCCACUGAACUAAAUCCGGGUUGAAUUAAGACAAGUAGCCUUGACUGUUGGAGUCUCCUUAACCCCUCCAUCGACAUCCAGUGGGCGGGCGAGUGAAGAGAUGAACUAAGCUGACAGCUGAUUGGUCAACCAGUUCAGAGUUUGCACCGAAUAACCUCGCUCUGCUUGGUUUGUUUACUAAUGGGGUAUUGGGCUUACUUCACCUUAACUCUGGCAGGGGUAGAGGUAUGUGAUAGAGUCCUGGUCAGGUUUGCCCUCUGCCUCGUAUCUGGUGGGAAUCAGCCUGCUUGUAGCUACGGGAAAUGCUCGUCGCAGCUACAUGCUGUACAUGAAGGGGACUGUGUCACUCAGGUAGACUCGCUCACCUGUAGCUCUCAGCACACCUGGGCCACUAUGAGGCCUUUUUAACAGCUCCACACUUGGGCACCCCUCAGCGACACCUAUCCGCCACCUUCCCAAGGACAGCUAGACCAUUUUCCCGUCCCAUAACCUGUGUGGGUUCAUUGUGGGAACACCAUGUUUUCUGCGUGUGCCCAAUUUCCCCGUAGCGGGAUGGAUGCUACAAAUGAUGUGUUUACGUGUCUGUUUGGCGACCUGUUUGUGAAAUGUUUUGAGGAGGUCAGCAGUAUAGACUCGGUAUCAAACCACCAUUAUUCACCUAUGCACCCACAGAGUGAGACGCCUCCACCGUUAAAAGGCCGUAAACAGAAAGAGGACAAGUACUGUGGUGUGUGUGGUGAUCGGGCGCUGGGUUAUAACUUUGACGCCAUAUCGUGUGAAUCGUGUAAAGCUUUCUUCAGGAGGAAUGCCCCUAAAGGUUUGGACUAUUUCAAAUGUCCAUAUGAGGAAAAGUGUAAGAUGGACGUGUCGAAUCGCAGAUUCUGCAAAAGAUGUCGUCUUCGAAAGUGCUUUGAAAUUGGGAUGCGUAAAGAAUACAUCCUAACAGAUGAAGAGAAAAAGCGGAAAAGAGAGCGAAUUGAAGAAAACAGGUAUCGAAAACAGCGCGAGGUUAGUUACCCGAAGGGCAGUUCCCCGUCCAUGCAGUCGGGAGAUGUUUCAACAUCGCAGCAGAAACUACGGCACAUGGAACAAGAGGAGUACCUCAUGAUCAACGAGAUUGUGGGUGCAUACCGUAUGUCACUAGAAGUCGGGGUCGAAUCAGACUACCCUCGUAACAACCCGUCCAUGAUUGACCUGGUGAACAUCGCUGAGCUGAGUGUGCGCAGGGUCAUCGAUAUGGCCAAGAAAAUCAAGGCGUUCAAGGCGCUCUCACAGAGUGACCAGAUCAGCCUUCUGAAAGGGGGCAGCAUAGAACUUCUUAUCAUCCGCUCCGUCAUAAACUUUGAUAAAGAGAAGCAGCAAUUCCUGGAUCCCUAUGAUAAGGAAACGAACGCCAUGUCCACAGAACAGUUGAAAAUGGGAGAAGGUGGUGGGCUAUUUGAGGAACACAUGAAAUUCGUGAAAUCGCUGGCUGUCGAUCUACGAGCUGACGAAACUGUUCUCAUCCUCCUGUUGGUUAUAUCCUUGUUUUCUCCUGAUAGGCCCAAUCUACUAGACAAAAGCUACGUGGCUUUUGAACAGGACAAAUAUGCCCUGCUGUUGCUACGCUACCUGGAGUCCAAGUACUCCGUGUAUACUGUAAAACUUCUGUACCCCAAACUGCUCAUGAAGCUCACAGACAUACGUAACCUGAAUGAGGAGCAUUCACAGGUAUUGCUGAAGGUGAAUCCUGAGGGAAUCCAGCCUCUUAUGAAGGAAGUGCUUGACCUCAAUUUACCUAGACCUUAGGACAACGGCCUCAAGGUCACGCUCCAUGUUGAUGUCUCGUUCAUUCUGUCACCGACACCAAUCACAGUGUCCUUGCCACAGCUCCAUGAUUGAUUGCCAAUCAGCCAUGCCCAAAGAGAAGAAAGAAAUUAGCUCAGCUGCAGACAGAUUAAGCCUUCCACCAUUUUUCCAACCCUGUUUUGUUGCUUUGACGCCUUGAUUGCUAAAAAAAAAAAGCAAUCCUAAGUAAGGACUGAAAAAUGGGUGAUGGUUUUAUAUGCAAAUUCACUUUAUAAAAGUGACCAGUACCUUGCCAACAAGAAGGGUCAUUUCGAGAAAGGGGAGGUCUAUCUGUUUUCAAGUUUUCGAGCCACCUUGUAAAAGUGAGUUGAGAAAUGUGUGUAUAUUUUACUUAAACCACCUGUGAAUACACGAGGAGUUAGUGCUCAGGUUUGAUGACAUAUUCACUUUCAGGUAGCACUCUAAUCAGAAGUUUGUGAUUAAACCAAGUUAUCCACCAGCAGCUUUGACUGUUGAUGCCUUAAAGUUGACUACUUGCACGUAGAUGCAGUCAGUAGUUUACAAACAUUAUAGUAAGUACUGCUGUGAGGUAGAUUGACAGCGUACAACAACGUGCCAUGGAAGAACUGUGUACAUAGUCAGCCGUGGUAGGAGGUGGUGAGAAGAGAUGGCAGUUGUGAUAUGUGAGUGGAACUGCCCCCCUGUGAUAGCCUGUGGUAACCAAGGGGAGUGAACUCCAGCUGACAUGUGAUGAACAGUGCUACUUCCACCAGUGCCUGCCAAUGUUGACCUGCCUCAGAUCUAAAAUAUGACCUCGGUGAAAUGACUUGAAGUAUUUGGGGAAUGCUCAGUUCUCCGUUCCUUUAUUAUAGCUUGGACUACUUUGUGUGCAUGUUUUGUUUUCCCUCAUGCCUGAGCAGGAGUGACAUAGAUACAUAAUGGUAGACAUGAUCCUGUAUUAACGUCAUUUUCCUGGAUUGGAAUUCCAGAAAUACUACGAAUUUUUAAUGCUUUUCUUUUUGAUUUCUGAAAUCACAAGGGCUGGUAAAUUCACCUUUUGUCUUUUUACUCUUUUGUCAGUAUUAUUAAUCUUGUUACAUACUGUUGUAUAAUUUGCUGUACAUCCAUGUAUAUCUCCAUUUUAUCAUCUACAAUAAUCCUGUACUGUUUAGUAAUGAAAAUAGAGAUGAUUAUUGAAUUAUUAAUCAUGCUAUUAGAAAUCAAGAGGUGAAUUUCUGGAUGAAAUUGUGUAAAAACUAUUUCACAAUCCAAAAACCUGCUCACAUCGAGUGCCACAUAAAUGAAAAUGAAACAUACUUGAGAAAAAUUUCCUGACUGUGAAAUGUCCAUGAUUAGCAUCAUAUUUGUUUUGUCGCACAACUAAAAUCUUGUUAAAAAAAAAAUCAAAACUGCACAGGAGGAAGAUUUUGUCAUAUUCGCACAAACUUGAUUUGGCAGAAGUUCAAUUUCCUGACACGACAAAGCGCAAUUCUACUUGAAAGAGGGAUUAUGGUUGUGUUAGAGCUGUCGCCGCCUGAAUGGAGGAGGCUGGAUCAUGGUUUUAUGUACACUGUACUGGGGUACCAAGAUAACUUACAGAUUUUAGAUGUAAAUCCUUUGUAGCCUUUUUCUGAACUAUUGACUAGUGCAGCUAAUUAGCUUAUGCAGUGCCUACAUUUUGCUGUUUUCUAUGACAAUAGCAGCAAGAGCCUACCGUGUAUACAGAGCAUAUGCUGUGUCUUCGGCUCUGAAUUUCUCAAUUUUGAAAACUGACUAAAUGUAGAUAUAUUUCACCGGAUGUUAAACAGUGAGAUUCUGAUUGUCUUUACUCAGUUGAGUAUGACGUACAUGUUUCUUAUCAGAAAUGACUUUGAACUCCACAGACACUAUUGGUAAGCUGAUAUUAAAUGAGUAUUUGCUACUCAUGUCAUUGUCUGAUAUAGUUGAAGUCUAGAACAAUAUCGAGUGCUGACUGGUAAGCCUUUUUACUCAGUGUACUUACUCUUCACUUCAGGUAAUUCCUACUUCGUGUUAACCAGUAACAAGUUGUAUGUAGGCAAAUUUGGCUUGGUAUUUACCUAACAGGAGAAGUCAGGUGCUUGUAUGAACCAUACACACUGUGCUGCUGCUGCUGAAGUUCCUCCUCAUUCACUAGCCACAUGCUGCCUCACUGUUAUAAAUGUGGAUGUACUGGCUACAGCAGAACUUGUGCAUGUACGCUGACCGCUACGCCUUGCUUCAGUUGGGCGUCACUCCUGUACACUGCCUGGAACCCUCCUCAGGGAUAAGACAUCCUAUAUCCUGUGGCCAGCAAAACCAAGCCUGGUGUUGUGAAGAAGCCUAUCAGGAAAUGACAGCAAUAAUGUACAUGUCUUUGUCCCUAAUUCCUUAUCACAGAUUACACAUGCCUGCUCAGAUAUAGGGGUAAUUGUUUUGUUAAGAAUUGAUUUUAAGCCGAAAAGCUGUGUUGUAAAUAGUGCUAGAUUUAGAAAUUUCCUGCUCCUUUAGCUCAGAUACAAUUAUGUGCUGAAAUGGUGAGCUGUUGUGCAUAUUGUCCAUCUGUGUGUCUGGUCAGUCUGACUAUUGUAUCAAGUAUAUUGUUAUCUGCGUACAACUGUCGACACUGCUCCUUAAAAUCAUUACCUAACCUUUGGAUGAAUCUGCGAAGUAAGUCAGGAAGCAGCAACUGAGGCUUUGGAUGACCCAGUGUACUAAAUGACAGGAUCAGCACUGAAAAACUGUCCUCUUGUCUCUUGUGUUCAUCAAAGAAUCAGUAUAUACUUAUACAUACAUACAUAUAUAUA